Molecule: messenger RNA, 1044 nt
Organism: Astyanax mexicanus (Mexican tetra)
Lineage: Eukaryota; Metazoa; Chordata; Actinopteri; Characiformes; Acestrorhamphidae
Product: microfibril-associated glycoprotein 4
Exons: 6
Coding region: 99-821 (240 amino acids)
Biological process (GO): elastic fiber assembly
Source: RefSeq, a predicted model, not a curated record
AAAAAGGAGGCAGAGGAGCAUCAUCACAUCUUUUACUGCAUUUAGAAAUAGUUGCACGAGUACUGAAGGAUUCACCACACCUGCCCAGGACUGGUAACAUGCUGCUGCUGCUGUUCCUGGUGCUCCCCCUGGUGGUGGAGUCAGCCCCUGCCUCUACUGACCCACUGCCUCUGGAUUGUGAAGAUGUUUAUAACAGUGGCUCAGUGAGCACUGGGGUUUACACCAUCUACCCCGGAGGAUCCAGUAAACCAGUGCAGGUUUACUGUGAUAUGGGCUGUGAUGAAGACAAAGGGAGGUGGACUGUGUUUCAGAGGAGGAUGGACGGCAGUGUGAAUUUCUACAGGCCGUGGGAUGAGUACAAGAACGGCUUUGGGAACGCGAGCGGUGAAUACUGGCUGGGUCUGCAGAACAUCUUCCUCAUUACUAACAGAGGAAAGUAUGAGCUGAGGAUCUACAUGGAGGAUUUUGAGAGAGGAAGUGUUUACGCCCAUUACACCAGUUUCUACAUUGACUCGGAAACGUACAGGUACAAGCUGCACAUUAGCGGCUUCAUCAACGGAGGAGCAGGUAACUCUCUGGCGAUACACAACGGGCAGAAGUUCUCCACCUUCGACAAAGACGAUGCGGGGACUAACUGUGCUAAGACCUACCUCGGCGGGUUCUGGUACGCCAACUGCCACCAUACCAACCCCAACGGUAUUUACCUGUGGGGACUAGAUAAAACCUAUUAUGGGAUUGGAAAUUGUUGGUACCACUGGAAAGGCCAUGAAUAUGGUCUCAAGUUCAUCAGUAUGAAGAUCAGACCUGUCUUUAACAAAUAGAAGCGUCUUUCAGACGAGACAGAGGCGUUUAACGUUAUCACACGUUUAUUAAAUGUGUAACGUUUUUCUUUACUUUAAAACCUUUUCAGAGACCUUUUCUUUCUACUUGUUGUCUCUUGAUUACAUCUUCAAAAAAAACUUUUGUGUUAAUCUGUGACAUUAAAAAAACAAAUAAAUAAAUAAAUAAAAAAAUUAUCCCAGCAAUGCAAAAAAAGCUGAUUUC